AUGCUGAAGGGCGGCUGCACGGAACCCUUGCAACGGAAGCAAUGUGGAAGAAUAACUACCCACAACUCCAGAAUUGGGCCGUACAGGUUUCGAUACUCACCUCGUGUACACUGCAGGAGCUGCAAGGAUAUGCGAAGGAAAGACAAUUCAGCCACUUCGACUCUGCAAAGACAGAAAAGCCCACCUGAAUCAGUAGUGGACAGGUCCAAGUCGUCUUUCUUCCUUAGGAGGUGUGAUGAAAUCAGCAAGGACAGCCAGUCUCUGAGUUCAAGCAUCACCUGCACCUUGAUUCUGCUCCUUUCCCUUACUGGUGUUGGGAAGCAGGGAGCUACUUUGCCCAGUGCACCAUCGGUGUGCCAUUCAACUCAUUUGCAUUAA
Messenger RNA from Ostreobium quekettii, 378 nucleotides. The record is from the annotation of a GenBank genome assembly. Lineage: Eukaryota; Viridiplantae; Chlorophyta; Ulvophyceae; Bryopsidales; Ostreobiaceae.